CCAGUAGCUUCCCCUCAAAAUAAAACAGCUGCCCGGCAUCUCAACACAGCAAGAAAGCACCCAACCCAGCCGAGAGGAUAGGGAGACUGGUACCCAGCAAAAAUGUCCGACAAAACCCCCUUCGAAACAGAUAUGCUGACACUCACGCGGUUUGUCAUGGAAAAGGGACGGCGAGUCAAAGGAGCCACCGGGGAGCUGACACAGCUGCUCAACUCCAUGCUGACUGCCAUAAAGGCCAUUUCCUCUGCAGUCAGAAAGGCGGGCCUUGCCCACAUGUUUGGCAUAGCUGGCACCGUGAACGUGACGGGUGACGAAGUGAAGAAGCUGGAUGUCCUCUCCAACGCCCUGGUGAUUAACAUGCUGCAGUCCUCCUACAGCACCUGCGUCCUGGUCUCGGAGGAGGACAAGGAGGCGCUCAUCACGCCGAAGGACAAGCGGGGUAAAUACGUGGUAUGCUUCGACCCCCUUGACGGCUCAUCCAAUAUAGACUGCUUGGCACCAAUAGGAACCAUAUUCGCUAUCUACAAAAAGGAAACAGAUGACGAGCCCUCUGAAAAAGAUGCUUUGCAGCCCGGACGCAAUAUUGUUGCUGCAGGCUAUGCCUUGUAUGGCAGCGCUACGCUGGUCGCCCUCUCCACAGGGCAAGGAGUGGACUGCUUCAUGCUUGAUCCGGGUCUUGGUGAGUUUAUUUUGGUGGAUAGAGAUGUUAAAAUCAAGAAGAAAGGGAAGGUUUACAGUCUCAAUGAAGGUUAUGCAAAGUAUUUUGAUCCUGCAAUGACAGAAUACUUACAAAAGAAGAAAUUCCCUGAGGAUGGCAGUUCCCCAUAUGGUGCCAGGUACGUGGGCUCCAUGGUUGCUGAUGUUCACCGUACACUGAUGUAUGGUGGGAUCUUCAUGUAUCCUGCUAAUCAGAAGAGUCCCAAAGGAAAGCUCCGACUUCUCUACGAGUGCAACCCUAUGGCUUUCAUCAUCGAGCAGGCAGGUGGGAUGGCGACUACUGGGACUGAGGCGGUGCUGGAUGUGAAACCUGAGGGCAUUCACCAGAGGGUUCCUCUCAUUCUCGGUUCUCCAGACGACGUGAAAGAGUACCUCUCUUGUGUACAGAAACACCAGAAGAGCAGCUAAAAGCUUUUCUACUUCAGACCUUGCUCAUCUGUCUCAUAAGUGUACAGUGUCAUCUCAUAAAUAUACAGUAAAAACAGUACCUUUCAGGAUGGUGGAGUCUAGCAUUUUAACACCCACCUCAGUGAAAAUCCCACUUAAUGAGGGCAAGAGAAAUAGUGAGAAUGGCUGAUGGGUAAAACAAAAGUUUAAUUUCUCCUUGCAGACAAAUGUAAAAAUCCUCAAACUCUGAUUUAUGUGAUGCAAAUGUAGAAACAGAGGCCUAAUUAGUAAACAGAAGCUACUUACUUUACAUAGUACUAACAGAAAGAAGGGGAUGGUAUCAGUACCUCUAUCUACAUUUUGGCAUUGUUUGAGAUAGGAUUUUCAUAUAAACCUUUGCAAUGCCACUAUCUGGAUUUUCUUUUCUUCAGAGGUUUUGCUGCAGGUGCUUUUUAUCUUGUCAACCCUGAGAAGACCAAAAGUCUUGUGCUGUGUAAUUAAUAAAGAUGAAAAAGCAG
Molecule: messenger RNA, 1622 nt
Organism: Oxyura jamaicensis (ruddy duck)
Lineage: Eukaryota; Metazoa; Chordata; Aves; Anseriformes; Anatidae
Product: fructose-1,6-bisphosphatase isozyme 2
Exons: 7
Coding region: 103-1125 (340 amino acids)
Biological process (GO): sucrose biosynthetic process; fructose metabolic process; fructose 6-phosphate metabolic process
Cellular component (GO): cytosol; cytoplasm
Molecular function (GO): fructose 1,6-bisphosphate 1-phosphatase activity
Source: RefSeq, a predicted model, not a curated record